AUGUCCUCCAAAUCAAAAAAGCGUUCAAUCGAAUACCAAUCCGAUGACGGCUUCGUCGUUGACGAUGACAACAAUAACAAGAGUCGCGGCGCAAAGAAGGCAAAGACGGCUGAAUCAUUAUCAUCGUCAACUAACAAAACAGACGCAAACGGUGAUAUUUAUUGGGAUAUAUCGAGCCACCGCAGAGUAACCAUUUCAGAAUUCAGGGGGAAGAGCAUGGUGAACAUUAGAGAGUAUUAUGAGAAGGAUGGGCAGGAACUUCCUGGGAAGAAGGGUAUAUCACUCCCAAUUGAACAAUUCAGCGCUCUCGUUAGCCACUUGCCCGAAAUCGAACAAGUGCUCUCUGCAAAAGGUAUAUCGGUUCCUCGUCCUUCGUAUAAUGGCGAGUCGAAUGAAAAGGAUGAGGAUGAAGGUGAUCACAGUGGGAAAAAGAAUAUUGAUUCUACCAGCGAGGAAGACGAGGAUGGAGAGUGA
Molecule: messenger RNA, 474 nt
Organism: Talaromyces stipitatus ATCC 10500
Lineage: Eukaryota; Fungi; Ascomycota; Eurotiomycetes; Eurotiales; Trichocomaceae
Product: RNA polymerase II transcriptional coactivator, putative
Exons: 2
Coding region: 1-474 (157 amino acids)
Biological process (GO): positive regulation of transcription initiation by RNA polymerase II
Molecular function (GO): transcription coactivator activity; DNA binding
Source: RefSeq, a predicted model, not a curated record